AUGCCGCCUGUGGAUGAGACUCGCUUCCGGCGGGGGGGAGGGCGCGAGGAGACCAUGAUACCCAUUUUCAGGUGGGUCAACCGAGACCCCCUGCGAGAGCUGACAGCCACCUGCCACGCCCACGUGUUUUCAGAUGACCCACUGACUGUAUCUGUCGGAGGGGGAGGUUCGUGGAGGGAAUGGGUGACGUGGGCAUCGCCGGCCAAAGUGCAGAAGGGCAGGGCAGGUGGCCCAGGGGCCCCCAGGGGAGGUACCGCCGCAGCCCGGAGCCCAGGUCGCCGCGCUGAAGGGUUCCACCAAGCAGCAGACUUCCCCGAGGAGGGACCCGGGAGCCCCGGGCCCGCGUCCCUGCCGCCCACGCCGCAGCGCGAGCGGCUCCCGGAGAGCGUCCCCCGCCUUCCCGCUGUCCCCCGCGCCCGAGGGCCCGCGGCCCCGAGGACACCGAGGACACCUCUCGGUGGCGGCCGGGAGGAGGCGGGAGGGACGGGGCGGGCCGCGCGGGACCCGGAGCUAGGCCCGGUGCUCGGCGCUGGCGCGGCGGCAGGACGCACGCCAAGUGCAGACCCUUGCGGAGCGUCGUGGGCCCGGGGACGGAAAACGUGCUUCCACACGGGGACGCUGCCGGAGAAGUGCACGCUGAUGCACGACACCGGGAGGCCGCGGGGCGAGCAUGCGCGGCGCAGGGUUUGCGAUCGGCGCCUAGUUCGGGGGCGGGGGGCCAGGCAGCCCUCGCUGACAAGGCGACCUUUGGGCGAAGACCCGAAGAGCCUCCCUGCAUCGAUCUGCCCGCUGGAGGGAACGAAGGCUGAGGCACUAAGGUCAACCACGUGGGUGCUCCAUACCUACGGGACCCACCCCCAAUAAAAACCCUGGACACCGAGGCUCAGGUGACUCUCCAGGCUCCCUCGUAGCCCACCAGAAAAGUCGGGAUCACUUCACUUUUAAAAGACGUCUCCUGGUGCAUUAACAAAAAAUGAAGACGUGUGGAAACAUUUUGAGCUCGCGCUACCUGGUGGUAUAAUUUGAUCAGUUACGUGUAACAAGCGAAAGUGGAAAUAAACACAUCAGGUGACACAA
Messenger RNA from Felis catus (domestic cat), 1077 nucleotides. RefSeq names its product gametogenetin-like. The transcript is spliced from 4 exons. Bases 1 to 864 code for a protein of 287 amino acids. Lineage: Eukaryota; Metazoa; Chordata; Mammalia; Carnivora; Felidae. The record is from RefSeq and is a predicted model, not a curated record.